This is a messenger RNA of Durusdinium trenchii, 3528 nucleotides long. The record is from the annotation of a GenBank genome assembly. Lineage: Eukaryota; Dinophyceae; Suessiales; Symbiodiniaceae.
GGUCUCAGAUGAAGAGUGGGAGUCAGAGGAAUCUGAUUUCGAAGGAGGGGCAGCACAUGUUGCCGGUGGUGCUGCCGAAGUUGCUUUUUGUGAAACCUCCCCCCGAAGAAGAUGAUCGAGCGCUUAUCCUCCAAGAGCGCUGGUUGAAGCAGAUCCUCGCAAGAACGAAGGUUUUGGAGCUUCGUGGACGACAGGCUCGCUGCGGGCUCGUGUGGUUGGCCCAUCGAAGCUGCUUAUAUGGAAGAGCCCGUAUUGCUGCUUGCGAAGAACUGUCCGCCACAAGAUUCGCAUUGUUGCGCAGCGAACAUGGUGUCCUGCAAGGUCCACCACCGUACAAGCGCACCUGGGGCCUCUGGUUAGAAGAUGUGCUGCUGUUGAAAAAACCGGUCAAGUUUUGGAAGAGAUGGGGUGCAAUUGGGUGGGCGCGCGUCAGGUUCUCCAAACAGACCACGAGCCAGCAGCAGCUUGGCAGCGGCCCGCAGAAACUGGAAGAUGAUCCGCGUGAAAACCACGCCACUGAAGUGAGAGGGGGCCUGUGCAACAUUGGGAACUCGUGCUUUAUGAAUUCGGUUCUGCAGCUAAUCUACGCAGUUCCCUUGCUGAUGAGAAGCAUUAUGGAACACAGAAGGGCAGUGCACUGUGGCGACGCAUGUCUUCGUUGCUUGUUGCAGCAGACCCAAGUGAGUCGGGCCGGCAAUGCGCCCUUGGAAAGACGCGUUGCGGUGGAAGGACUGCUGUGCGCAUAUCGUGCCGGAAGCAACUGUGUGGAACAACUUGCUGCAAUGGAACACUUUUCCUGUGAGUUGCGUGAAACAGAGUGGAGCACAUUUUGUGAAAGAUUGUGGAAUGCAGUGGAAGAAUACAUGCAAAGUGAAAUCGUAGCUGCUGAGGCCGUCGAACUGGAGGCGCCUCUCUGGCGGACAUGCUUCUUGCCCAUUGUUGUCUUGUUCGAUGCGUGGUCCAAAACCACCGGACUGCCCACUGUGUUUUAUUUGGAUGCUUUUUAUUCGCUGAUUAGCAGCUUACUGAACAAAAAUAUCACUUUCAACGCGGCGAACUUUGCGUGUCGGGCUCGGUAUUGGGCUGUGGGAACGGCUGCUCCUGGUUCGGGAAAAAGCCCAGCCUUAGACCCUUUAAAGAAUGCCCUUGUGGAGGUCAUGAAGGAGAUGCCAGAUUUGUCCCCAGGAGAAGCGACGGACCACUUUCACAUGCAGCCAGUAGGAACACACUGUGCAGCGAUUGAUCGCCUGCAGUCCACUGGUGGAUAUGAAUUCUUUGGAGCUUCCGAGGGCGGACCCGUACUAUGCCCCUCGUGGCCAACCCAAUCAAAAUGGGAACAGGGAGGCUACGUGAACUGGCAGCGGUAUUUGGAUGCUGCCACAGGUGGUCCUGUCCCAUGGGAAACAGCAGUGGACCGGCAAAAACGGCGAGUCAACCGGGACGGCAGUGCUUCGGCAGCGUGCGACGAGCGCACCAAUGUGGCUGUCUUCAUCAUGCAACAAGAAUCUGUGUUUCGGAAAUGGUGGGCUGCAGCAGAGGAAAAGUGCAGCAUAGGUAUUCAUGUCCUCAGCAGGGUUGCAUAUUCCAUCUGCGAUGCAUCUCGAUCGCGCACAAGUGCGGGCUGCAGUGAGGCGGAAGAUGAAGAGGAGGCGCUGGAGCAUGGCGAGAAGAGCGAGGGGAUGAGUGCAUCAGAGCAUGGCACUUGGGAAGAGUUAACCACGGGAGUGUUGCCCCAUGCCAUUACUUCAUAUGCGGAUCUACGCGAGUGUGUUGAAACUGUUCUGGGGAGGUGUAAGGAUCCAGGAGUUCAUGUCUUCCAUCAGAAAGCGGCAAAGGAAGGAUUUGCGCUGCUCAGUCAUUGCCAGAAGACAGUCUGCCAAGGGUGUACGUUCCAAGUUAAAGCACGAGCAACCAGCACGCUCUCCGGAUCGAAGCUAGAAGUCUGCAAAAAAGGAAAACACGGAAAGCUUACUGCUCCAGAGGGUGGUUCCUUGUGGAAUGCGGCAGAAGCCUUUGCUAUCAAAGAGGCGCACAAAGAUUCAGAGAUGACAGCGCGGACUGUGCGGCUUGCGCUGAAGCAGGCCGAAUUAGACUUUCGAUGCACCAAGGUCCAACUUUACAACUACGUGGGCCGCUGCCGGCAGAAAACCGGAAUUCCGCAAAAAGCCGUCUCCAAAGUGCCAAUAGCAGAUUUAGAAAAGGCUGCAGCGGAUUUCAUGGUGCGUGAUAUAAGCCAGAUCUUGUUGGUGGCUGAUGUGGCGCAGCUUGUGGUUCUACCUUCGUCAGUUGUGUCUGAAGACCAAGUUUGUAUCCUCUGGACCUGCCCGGGCAUGUUGAAGCGAGCCAAGGCCGCGCAGAACAAACUUGUGAAGUUGGUCAUUGAUGGGAAGCAAAAAAUCCUUUCGAACGAAUAUGCGAUCCUGACUUUGUCAUUUUUGGUUUCCAGUGACAAAAUUGCACGAACAAAAGCAGGUCGCAGCAGGUCGAAGACCACGGAUGUCUAUACCUCCACACAGGAACCGUUUCUCCAAGCCCUGGUUAACACUGAAUCGGCGGAGAAUGUGAGUAAGGUCUUCACAGUGGCGAUAGAGAUCGCCAAUGUCUGCUGCAAAUUGGAUUUGAAAGCGCAGGCCUUCUUCCACACCAAAGGCAUCGUCGAAAAAGACAAAGGGGGGCAAGGUCAAGCGAGAGCCGCAAGACAGGCAGACGAUUUUGCGACAUUGGAUGAGAUCAUCCAAAUCAGCCGCAUCCUACCCACGGCGCAAAUCUUCGACCUGGUUUGGCAUUUUACCUUUGCCUGGCUCGAGACCCGGUCGAAGAAAGCAGUCCAAUACUUGCAAGAUACGUAUUUCCGCUUGUUGACACCACAGAGCCUGGGGAAACAAUUUCGCUGCAAUCGUGGAAGCUGGAACCCGGAAGCUUUGUGGUUUGCCGGCUUUUGGUCGGGAAUCAUUGGCACGUAUCCUGGAACUGCGUCAGGAUCACAGACGAUCGAGAGUUUUCACGCUCGCUGGCAAGCACAGGUGCAGGGGAGCGUUCGUGCUUCCCCGCAAGACAUAUUUAAGAACAUGCAGAAAUUGUUUUCUUCCACGUGGAAGGAUCAGUUUGAGUGGGAGGAAAGCAAAAUAUUCCGGACAUGGCCAGAGACUACGGCAAGCGCAUUGCUGAAUGGCCAAACAUUACGCAGCACAGGACGGUCGCCUGCAGUCGACUUUUGGAAUGCGCGGGAAUUGCGCAUGGACAAGACACGCAACUACUGCCACGUCGUGCUGCGCACAGACAACGCAGACAAUCCGGGCAUUGAUGGUCUGACAAAUUUCUGGGUUAUGGGAGCGCAAAAGCAAGAUGGCAUGCUGCCAGCGCAGGUGGCAAUUCGGGAAGCUUUUGCCCAACGUUUAUGUUCCAUGAUAGCUGCAGAGGGGGACGCUCUCAUUACCGCCGUGAAAGCUGCAGGCAUUCUGGAAGAAAACAAAAUUAAUCUGACUGCCCUUCGCAAAUGCUUCAAGACACAUGCGGUCGUGCUGCAAG